Seminavis robusta is the source of this 579-nucleotide messenger RNA. Lineage: Eukaryota; Bacillariophyta; Bacillariophyceae; Naviculales; Naviculaceae. The record is from the annotation of a GenBank genome assembly.
AUGAAGGUUAUCACUUCGGUUCUUACAGGUGCCUUGCUGCUGAUGGCUGUGGGUGUUCACUCCCAGAAAGAGGACAGUGAUGAGGACAUGCCAGCUGCACCUUGUAGCCCUGGCUGGUUGGCGCAGCAGGACUUGACCUUUGUUUUGGAAUUUGGCGACAACAUUGAGAGCUUUUCAGUAGUAGUUCCCUCCACUGGGGAGAAUACAGCUGGAGAGACUUACUUGACCGUUGGUGAUAUUCUGCAGGAUGCUGGUGGAGCAUCCAUCGGAAGAAUCUUUGAAACUGGAAUUCGCAUGAACGAAAACCCAAAUGGAGGAGGCGUGGAUGAAGGAGAAGCCCCUUCCUAUUGGUACUUCACUGGCACACUGCACAACCCCUUUGGUUGCGCUGGAACAAUCACUUAUGCUGGGCCCUACUUCAACGAGGGUGAUACAGGCGUCUUUACCAUCACUGGAGGGAGUGGAGAUUUCCUUGGUGCCUCUGGCGUCAUCCAGGACACAUAUGACGGAGACUUGGAUGUGUCCGUACGUGAUGUGGAACUCAGCAUAGGUAUGAUGCACGGCGGUAUGAUGGGCUAG